UCUGCUUCGCCUGCCUCUGCUUCGUUCGCUUCCGCUGAGCCGUCUCCUCAUGCGCCUUCUCUACAGUGCGCUAGACCAGACCAGGCUAAGGAGCAAGAGGGGCAGCGGGAGCAAGGGAUCGUGCUAGGGCCGGUGCAAGGGGUGGUGCAAGGAAGGCCGCAGCUGGAGGUGCAAGGAGAGAGUGACACGUGUUGGUGGGAGCCCCUUGAGAGGGAAGGCACAGGGAGUGCAGGGGUGUUGCGCGCAGAAGAAGAAGGGGACCCAGAGGGGAAAUUCGAGGGAAGGCCAGAGGAGAAGCCAAACGAAGAAGCACCAUCCUCACCAUCACCAUCACCAGCACCAGCACCAGCACCACUAUCAUCACCAUCACCAGCAUCACUAUCAUCACCAUCACCAGCACCACUAUCAUCACCAUCACCAGCACCACUAUCAUCAUCAUCCCCAUCAUUCCCCUCCUCUGAAUCUGUGUCUGCUGAUGUGUGGGUGGAUUGUGAGAGUGAGGGCGAGAGGAAGGAGUUUGAGCGGGUAGUGGGAGAGCUGAAGACAGUGGUGCAGGGGUACGCGCUCACGCCGUCCCAGGCUGUGCUCGUGCUGGUCUCAGACCCUGCGGUGGCUGAGCAGGUUUUGGUGAAGGUGGAUGGGAGGGUGGGUGGGAAUGGGAGUGGUGUGGAUGAGGAGGAGGAAGAGGAGGAGGAGGUUGAUGAGACGGUGCGUAGUGAAGGGAACGCUGCUGCUGCUGCUGCUGCUGCGGGUGCGGGUGCGGGUGCGGGAAAUGUCUCAGAUGCUGCUGCAGGAGGCAGGACAGUGGGGUCAGUUGUGGGGGAAACUCUUAUACCGGGGCCUGGAUGGCGGCUGGUGGCUUUUGUUAAAAGGGGAAGGGAUAUGGAUGGAUGGGAUGGGGAGAGUGGGGAGGGGAUGGAAACGGAGAGUGAGAAAGGACCAUUUGAAAAAGCCUGGGAGGAGCAGUUAGACCAGAGCGGGGACAUUGAACAGCAAGGAAGGCAAGGGCACGAGAGGCAAGAGCAAGAGAGGCAAGAGCAGCAGCCACGGAGGCAGCAGCAGCAGCAGGAGGAGGAGGAGGAGGAGGAGGAGGGAGGGCAAAAGCAGGAGGAGAAGGAGGAGGAACAAUUGCAGCAGAAGGGAAGGUGCGAGGGUGGGGAGGGGACGUUGGAGAGGGUGGGGAGAGCGCGAGGGUGGUUUGAGUACCCAUGGGCGGGGGAGCCACACAAGAGCGGGGAGCCGCUGUCAGUUGAUGACUGGAUGCAGAGCCUCCCACGGCCUCUUGUACAGGAGGUUGGUCCAGACGCCUACAGCGCAUCUUUCAACUCCAAGCGCCCCUCCGUCAUCCUCCUCCUAGACUCCUCUGUCUCUGCUGCCCUUUCCGCACCCCCCAAUUCCUCCUCCUCGUUUCCGGCCUUUUCAAGAGCACCAGCACCAGCAGCAGCGCCAACAGCAGCUGCGGAGAGUGAAACAGCAGCACCAGCAGCACCAGCAGCAACAGCAGAAACAGCAGCAGCGGCUGCAGCUGAUGCUCUUCUGAGAGUGGCACGGGUGUUUGCUCAAGAGGAGGAGGCCAAGCGACGAGCAGCGGCAAUAGCAGUGGCUGCAGCAGCAAGAAUGAGGCAGCAUGGUUCCCCAGAAACUGUUUCCGCUGCUUCUACUGCACCUGCUGCUACUUCUGCUACUGCUGCCGCUGCUGCUGCUCCUGGUGCUGGUUCUGGUGAGGGGUUACAGAGGGAAGGGGUGCGCUCAGAAGCCAAGAUUAUCAAUCUCGCUAGGGAUGGAGGAGGGGGUGGAGCGAGGGGAGCAAGAGGAGGAGAGGGAGGAGGCGGAGGUGGAGGAGGAAGAGAAGUGGGCAAGUCGGGUGGUGAGGGGAACGAGGAGGGGGGAGAGGCAGCAAGAAUAGGAGCAGCAGGAGGGCUAGAAGGUGUGGUUACCCAGGCUAGAUUGCUGCAGGUGUUGCAACGUGCCCUGCAGGAAGGGGGAGUGCGAGGGAUUGGUACUCUGCAGCAGCAGCAGCAGCAGCAGCAGCAGAAGCACCUGCCGCAGAAGAAGAAGCAGCAGCAGCAGGAAAAGGGGCAAGGGGUGAUUGUGCAGCAGGUGCAACAGGUGGGGCAACAGACGCCGCAGCAGCAACAGCAGCAGAUGGUGACAGUGCAGCUCGGCCCGCAAGGGCUCGCUGGUGGGCUGAAUGACGUUCUAGGGUCAGUGCUUAAAGCCGUGCAGCAACACCAGCAGAUAAAGCAACAGGCACAGGUGCAGCAGCAGCAGCAGCAACAGCAGCAGCAGCCAAUCCAGCAGCAGCAACAGCUGAAAGUGGUGCAACAAGAGAAGGUGCAGCUACAGGCUCAGCGACACGAGGACAAGCACACAUUGCAAGGCAAGGGGGAUGGUAAUAACGGGGACAAGGAAGCUGGUGCUGAGGGUGGUAAUAGCGAGGACAAGGAGGACAGUAACGAAUACAAGGGGGGUUAUAGUGAUAAUGACAGCCUAGAGAACAAGGGUGGUUACGAGGGGGAUGUGGGGACAGUUGUGGGAGGACGUGGUGAAGAAGGGGAGGGUAACAAUGCUGCUGCUAGCGGGGCAGCGUUUAGUGAGGCAUUGCUGGAGCUUACUGGCGGUGACGGAGAGUCAAGGGGUGAGCAGGAGGGAGAAAAGGGGGGGUUUUCUGGGUUGAAACGGGAUGGAGGGGGGAGGCAGGGAGAGGAGAGGGAAAUGGGGGAGGAGGGAGAGGAUGGGUUGAUUGGCAAAACGCAAGGGGUAGGUGGCAGUAGUAAUGCAGCUGAUGCUGAUGCUGGUGCUCAUUCUGACUUGACUGGCAGCGCUGAUUUUCCUGUGGCUUCUGGUCAGCGUGCUGCUGCUUCUGCAGUUUCUGCUGCUUCUGGUGUCCCUGGUUCCUCGGACUCUGCUCCCCCUGCUGCCUCUGGUGCGUCUGGGACCAUUCCUGCUGCUGGUGAAGCGGAGAGGGAGAACGAGGGAGGAAGAGAGAGCGAGGGAGGGGGCGAGAGCGAGGAAGGGAGCGAGAGCGAGGGAGGGAGCGAGAGCGAGGGAGGGAGCGAGAGCGAGGGAGGUAGCGAGAGCGAGGGAGGUAGCGAGAGUGUGAGCGAGGCAGCAGGGUACGCGGUGGAGUGGGAGGAUCUGGUGGGGCCAGAGGCGGAGGAGAAGUGGAUAGACGACCUGCCCUUUGCCUUCUUCAUUGUGGACCGGGACGACGCCCUCAGAGACCGCCUCAUUCCGCCCCUGUAUUCUCCUUCUUCUCCGUCCGCUCAUGCUACAUCUCCUUCCUCCCCCUCCGCCACCUCCUCCACCUCUUCUUCCGCCGCUCCCCCGCCCGCUCCCUCGCCUGCUCCCUCUGCCUCCUCGGUUCCUCCUCCCAUCACCUCGUCGUCCCCACCCUCCUCCGACCUCCCAGCCCUAGCUGUUCUCCACCCAUCUCAAGACGCAGUCUACCAUUACCCCGGGAAUCCCACCGACGCAGCAGCCCUGCUCUCCUUCCUACGCGCAGUCUUACAGGGCCAGGUGCAGCGAACCUCGCGCUCCUCCUCCCGCCCCCCGCCCCCACGCCACACGCCCCCCGUGCCGUUUCUCAAUGCGGAGUUUCAGGAGAUAGAGGGGGUGGAGAGGGUGUGUGCGCAGGAUUUGAUUCAGUUUCUGGGGCAGCGGCGGCGGGAGCAUGAGUGGGUGGUGCAGCAGCGGCAGCGGUGGCAACAGCAGCAGCGGUUGCAGCGGCAGCAGCAGCGGGUGUUGAGAGAGCAAAGGAGGUGGCGGAGGCAGGUGAGGCAGCAGCAACGGCAGCCGUCAAGAGAGGGGGACAGGAGUUGGGGUGAAGGAGUAACUGAGAAGGAGCAUAUGAAGCAGCGGCGAAUGGGGUCAAGAGAGGGGGGCAGGACAGAGGAUGAGGGAGGACGAUUUGAGGAGCAGAAGAGCCAAUGGCAGGAGCAGCAGGAGCAGGGACAGGAGCAGCAGCAGCAGCACCUACAUGCACAAGGUCUUGGUGCUGGUGCUUCUCAACUGGACAACCGACUGGACCCCCGGCCCCUGGCGCUGCUGCUAACCACUCCCUGGUGUGGCUUCUGCCGGCGCAUCGAGCUCGCGUUCAGAGAGGCACACCGCGCACUGCUCAUGCUCCCAUCAGCCAUAAACGCAUCUGUGCCAGUCCAGCAGAAGCAGCAGCAGCAGCAGCAGCAGCACUGGGGUUUGAGGAAGGCAGAAGGGAGCACGGGGCAAAGAGCAGCAACAGGGGCACGAACAGGAGUAGCGGCAGCAGCAGCAGCAGCAGCAGCAGAUGGUGUGGGAAAUGUUGUGAAGGGCGAUGGGGGUAUGAGAAGCAACAUUGACUGCGCUGUGAAUGACUGCCACGAUGUGCUCCUGCCCUACUGGCAGAUUACAGCCUUCCCUCUCGUCGCUCUGAUCCCUCCCCUGCCAACUCUCCCCCCCUCGGCCCUCUCCUCGUCCCGCUCCUUCCCCCACGCUGCCUCGUCUUCUAUCCCUGCUCAUCCGAGUUCUGAAGUUCCUCACAACCAGAAUUCUUCUGCAUCUUCUAUGCCUGCUGCUGCUGCUUCUGCUGCUGCUGAUGCUGCUGAAGCUGCUGCUGCUGCCGUUGCUUCCCCUGCCGCUGAUUCUCCUUCUCCUCCUGCUGCGGCUGCUGCUGCUUCUGGGGAAUGGCUGGGGAAGGAGGGGAUGUGGGAGAAAGGGGACGAAGCAAAAGAGGGACAGAGAGUAGAGGAAGAGGAGUUAGAACAGGCAGAGGAGGCGGAGGAAGAGGAGGACAACGAGGAGGACGAGGCGGAGGAGGAGCAGGAUGAGUAUGAGGAGGAGGGUGAGGAUGAGGGUUAUGAGGAGGGGGGAGGUGUGUCCAGCAAGAAGGAUGCUUGGGUUCCAGUGAUUUACAGAGGGGCGCAUGCAGUGCGCCCCCUCAUUGCCUUCCUCAUUAACCACACCACCCUCCCUCCCGCCGCUGCUUCGAGAAUCCUGCAAGUGCUACUAGCCACACGAGACCGUCCUCCCAUGGUUGGUGCGUCCCUCCCGCACCAGUCACACACCCAGGGCAGCAAAGCCUCGCCACAAGAAGGAAUGGUGGGGCUAGCAGGGGGAAAGCCAAGAGCAGAAGUACAGGCAGCGCCAAAAGGAGAAGAACAAGCAGGGGGGAAGGCGGAAGAGCAGGAGGAGCAAGUAGAGCAAGUAAGCAAGGGGAGGAUUUUGAAGGAAGAGGAAGGGGGGGAGGAGGAGAAGGAGGAGGUAGAGGGGGAGGAGGAGGAGGAGCGUAAGGGGGAGAAGGGAGGAGAAGAGGGCAGGAGGGGAGAUUCAGGGAAGCUUCAGAAAUACGUGGUGGGGGAGAGUGGGGAAGGGGGGGAGGAAAGAGAUAGGGCGCUUCGUUUGGAAGGUGGAGUUGCACUUCCUGCUCUUGCUGCUGCUCCUGCUGCUGCUGCUCCUGCUGCUCCUGCUUCUGCUGCUGCUGCUUCUGCUACUGGUGCUUCUGGGCGUGACAGUGCGUCUGGUGGUACUGGUGCUCUAGCAAGUCCUUCCUCUAUUUCUGACACGGCUUCAACGCCCUCGGACAGCACCACCUCCUCUGAAGGGCUUGCGGCUGAUGCAGAGGUAGAGGAGGAGGAGGAGGAGGAGCAAGGAAGAAAGCCAAGGCAACGAGGGAAAAGGGAUGAUGCUGGUAGUAAUGCUGCUGCGCAUUCUGAUGCUGAUGCUGAUGCUGCUCCUGCUGCGGCUGCUGCGGCUGCUGAUGGUGCUGAUGGUGAUGCUGAUGCUGAUGAGAAGGCCACUGGCAGACAGCCCUUUGGGGAAGCGCGUCAGUGCGUUGCUGUUGAUAAGCCCUCGGCCGGGUCGUUCCUUGUCGCCUCUGAGGAUCUCAUCAACUCCCCAAUGUUUGAGCGCACGGUGAUCCUCAUGCUCUCUCUCAACGACUCCGGCCCCAUCGGCCUCGUUCUCAACCGCCCGCUCUCCUGGAAGUUUGUCUCGGGCGUGCAGGAUUGGCUCCUCUCCCGCGUUUACUCCGCACCGCUCUCCCUCGGGGGCCCUGUGAUCAACCCCACGAGCGCGUUCGCAGCGCUCACACGCCGCUCCUCCUUUGCCGGGUUCCAAGAGGUGCUUCGGGGGGUCUACUGGGGAACAAUGGAGGCGCUUGUGCGAGCCGUGGGCCUCAUCGACGGAGGAAUGACAUUUCCGGAGGAGUUUUGGUUCUUUCUGGGACUGUCGAGCUGGGGAGCGAAGCAAUUGGACGAGGAGAUCAGCAACGGGUGGUGGUAUGUUGCGGAUUGCAGGCCGGAAAUGAUUCGAUGGCCGACCGAGUGGUCGGAGGAGGCGGCAAGGAAGGCUGAUGAAGGCGGGAUGGCUGGGGUGUUUAAGAAGGCCAAAGAGGCGAAUGAGCGGUUGUGGAUUAGGGUUCUGGAAGCGAUGGGAGGGAAAUAUAGGGAGAUUGCAAGAGCACAAGGGGGAAAUGGAGAGCAAUAGGUAGACUGGUGGAUAAUUGCGUUGUGAUAUAUUUGCAACAAAAUCUGCGGAAUAGA
Molecule: messenger RNA, 6518 nt
Organism: Closterium sp. NIES-67
Lineage: Eukaryota; Viridiplantae; Streptophyta; Zygnematophyceae; Desmidiales; Closteriaceae
Source: the annotation of a GenBank genome assembly